Botrytis deweyae is the source of this 1470-nucleotide messenger RNA. RefSeq lists its product as uncharacterized. Gene Ontology annotation, molecular function: FMN binding; oxidoreductase activity. Bases 1 to 1470 code for a protein of 489 amino acids. The transcript has a single exon. NCBI's taxonomy places the organism in Eukaryota, Fungi, Ascomycota, Leotiomycetes, Helotiales, Sclerotiniaceae. The record is from RefSeq and is a predicted model, not a curated record.
AUGGCCCAAUGGUAUUCUCGAAGUGGUGAAAAAGUGGCCAUAGUAAUUGGAUCCGGGUUAGCUGGUUUGGCUGCCUCCUCCCAAAUUCUCUCACAAAGUCAUGAUAUCAAAGUUUAUCUUCUCGAACAAGCAAGUCGAACCGGAGGAAAUAGCAUAAAAGCCUCUUCUGGAAUAAAUGGUGCAAGAACAUCGUUUCAAUUUGCAUCGAAUCCCCCCAUUGUAGAUAGCGUCGAGACGUUUUAUAAUGAUUCGAUCAAGUCAGCAGCGGAAGCUUUGCGCGUUGGCGGCGAAGGGGAGAGAAAGGAAAGGGAGCGUUUGAUUAGGGUACUAAGUGAGGAGUCCAAGGGAGCUGUUGAGUGGUUGGGCAGUAAGGGCGUGGAUCUUAGUGUCAUUGCUCAAUUGGGAGGACACAGUGUUGCUAGGACGCAUAGAGGAGGUGGAAAAUCUAAACCACCUGGAGCAGCGAUUGUUGGUGCUCUUUUAGAGGAAUUGAAAGGAAACGACAUGUUUCAUCUCAAGACUUCGUGCAGGGUAAUCAGAGUAAUUAAGGAUGAUAACGAUGAAGAUGUCAGAGGUGUGGAAUGUAUUUGUGAAGAUGAAAACAAAGCACAGAAAGUCGAAGUUUUAACAGGCCCUCUGAUUUUCGCAACUGGCGGGUUCGCAGGCGAUGCAUAUGGGAUGUUAGCGCGAUAUCGACCUGAUUUAUCCGGAUUUCCCUCCACCAAUGACCUACGUUCCGGGUCUCAAGAACUUCUCUCGGAUAUUGGAGCUGGACUUAUCGAUAUGGAGAAAGUGCAAAUCCAUCCUACUGCAUUUGUGGAUAUGAAAGAUACCAACAAUCCGACUAAAUUUCUAGCAGCGGAAAUGUUGAGAGGCGAGGGCGGUGUGCUUUUGAUGGGUGGGAGGAGAUUUGUAGAUGAGUUAGAGACGAGAAAGAUUGUUACUGGGAAAAUAAUGGAAGCUGGUGAAAUUUUAGGGAGUGAGGGACACCCAAGACAGUGGGAUGUGAAGCUUGUGAUUGAUCAGGGGGUGUAUGAGAAGACAAAAUCACAUGUUGACUUUUAUUUGUGGAAGGGUUUGAUGAGGAAAUGUACUAUUGCGGAAGAAAAUUUUGGAGAAGAUGCCAUAGGGAGUUUGCAGAGGUAUGCAGACACCGUAGCAAAGAGGUUGAAGGAUGAGUUUGGUAGGAAGUCUUUUGGAUGCUGGAAACUGAAUGACGUAAAACCCGAUUCGGUAAUAUACGUAGGAAACGUCACUCCUGCGGUUCAUUUUACGAUGGGAGGGGUGAGGAUUGAUGAGCAAGCAAGGCUUUUGACAGCAGAAGGGGACGUGAUUCGGGGAAUUUGGGCAGCAGGCGAAGUUACUGGAGGAAUUCAUGGGGAUAAUAGGCUGGGUGGGAGUUCAUUAUUGGAAUGUGUUAUUUUUGGGAGGAAGGCUGGAGAUGGAGUAUUAAACUUAUUGGGGGGGUGA